Gavia stellata (red-throated loon) is the source of this 672-nucleotide messenger RNA. RefSeq names its product zinc finger C2HC-type containing 1B (gene ZC2HC1B). The record is from RefSeq and is a predicted model, not a curated record. Bases 1 to 672 code for a protein of 223 amino acids. NCBI's taxonomy places the organism in Eukaryota, Metazoa, Chordata, Aves, Gaviiformes, Gaviidae. The transcript is spliced from 7 exons.
AUGAGUCAGAUACCAGGAAAGGAGUUAAAUGGAACAACUGCCCGAAGUCAAGAUCUGGCGCCUUGUACAACCUGUGGAAGACAUUUUGCACAAGAUGUUCUGCUGAGACACGAUCCAAUAUGCAAGAAAGUCUUCAACAAGAAGCGCAAGCCCUUCAGCUCUUUGAAACAGAGACUGCAGGGAACAGAAAUCACUGUGAAGAAGCAGCCCCCGCAAAAGAAACAGAUAGGGAAGAAAUCUAACUGGAGGCAGCACCAUGAGGAUUUUAUUAAUACUAUUCAAUCAGCCAAGCAAGUCACAAAGCAUCUGAAAGAGAGCCACCCUUUUCCGCCUCCUCCCUCACCAACCAUCAAUCCAGACAAUAUUCAGUGUCCACGCUGCUCACGAAGGUUUAAUGAGGCUGCAGCAGAGAGGCACAUGAAGUUUUGUGAAGAACAAGCUGCCCGCCGUGCCUUUGCUGCAAGGACCACUGGACAGGCUUUGGGGAAGAAACCAGUGACUCAGAGAAAACCCCCAACCUUAACAACUGCCGUGUUUUCGCUUCAGAAGAGAGUACAAGAAGGCACCAAUACAGACAAACCUAGGCCAGAGACCUCCCCAGGAAUACUCCAGAAAACCAGAAAAUCUUUAGGUGUAUCUACUGGAAAAAAAUAUUCGGGAGAGUUUGGGUAA